Durusdinium trenchii is the source of this 2664-nucleotide messenger RNA. The record is from the annotation of a GenBank genome assembly. Lineage: Eukaryota; Dinophyceae; Suessiales; Symbiodiniaceae.
AUGAAGAGGAUGUCCUUUUCAGAAGCUGAUGUCCGCAACCUAUCUCUAGCCAAGAUGAGCGCUCGUGAGGCGGCGUGCUGUUGGCUGCAAGCCAAUAGCCAUUGGAGGGAUUGGAUCCCGAUGAAACCACUUUGCAGAUCUGGAACGGUCGCACAUCCAUUGGGCUAUUGCGUGGAGUGUCUGGGAGGCUCCAGCUGCCAAGACGGACGGAUGACCUUGCAGCCGGGCUUUUACGCUCACCAGGAUUCGCCGGGUGAGGUUUUCCAAUGCUUCGACGACGUGCUGCCCAAGCUGCGCUGUCCCGGCGGAGCGCCGGGCCGUUGCGCGGUGGGCCGCGAUCCCAAGAGCUUGGCGUGUUCGGCCUGUAUCGCGGGCUACAGGUCGCAUCAGGAGGGCUGCAUCUCGUGCGAGAGCCACGGCGCGUGGUCACACGUCGUCGUCCUCCUGUACUUGGCCCUCCACGUGUCCCUCAUUGGCGUCGUGCAUUUCCUCUUCGUGAAGGCGAACUCGAGGAGAUCCACCUCCACGAGCCUCUUGCAUGCGGAGAUCGGUGUCUGCGAAUUACUCACCUUCCUGCAACUUAUCGAAGUGAUGCAGACCAUCACGGCCUGGUCCAAUCCGAUCGCCUGGCUGGACAUCUUUCAGCCCGGCUUUUGGCAGUCGAUGCCGGAAACCCAUUGCAUGGCCCAGAUGGACACGGCGACGAGGUAUGCCGUCCAGACUUUGCUCGUUCCUUUGUUCUUCAUAGUCGUUCCUUCAAUGUAUCACCUUCUCUUUAUGAUCGGAUGGCGCGACUUGGAGCUCCACCUCCUCGGGAGGACCAUUGGCACCAUCUUCGUGGUCUUCUUCAUUGCCAUGAUGUCGUGGCUUCUGGUGCCCUUCCGUUGUCAGACGCAUCCGACGGGCUUCCGGACUCUGCAGGCCUAUCCGGAGAUCGCCUGCAAUUGGGAAGACGAGCAUCUACAGAUGGUGCUGAUCUCCGGAAGUGGAUCACUCAUACCCUUGAGCUUUUUGGCCAUUUGCUUUUGGCUCAUGUGUCACUAUCCCAGUCGGCUCCAGAACGGUGACACCAAGUUCACCAGGUCAUGUGCCUUUCUCUCUCUGCGCUUGAGACCAGGGGAAGAGUUGAUCUCGCUCUUCCUGCUGGGCCGCAACGUGUUGCUGGUUCUGUGUCCUGUGCUACCAUCGGGCCGCAGGGCAGGCAUGUCUUUGUUGCUCACCGUGAGCUUAGUGGUUACCGUUCUCCGGUUGCCCUGGCGCGCGAAGGGCUCCAAUUUCAUCGAUGUGCUAAUGCAUUUUUGUGCCCUCUUCAUUCUGGACUUCUAUGGCGAAGCUCAAAGCAACGAUCCCUUGCCGGUGACGGUGGCUGUGAUGCUGGUGCUGGCAGCCUUCUUUGUGACCAUCAUCUAUGGAUUUGCCAGGUACUUCCUAGUGGUCCGCAAGAAACCUUUCAAGUUCUUUCUAUGCCAUCACAAGUCAGGAGCUGGGAGCCUGGCUCGGCUGAUCAAGAUGGAACUGCAACGAAGGAGCCCGGGCGUUCAGGUCUUCUUGGGCUCGGAACAGUUGACGGAUCUCACCAAGCCCUUGUGCUAUGUGGCCUACGAGGUGGAGAAUCUCAUCUUGUUGGGAACUGCUCAGGUCUUGACACAACGCUGGUGUGUGGCUGAACUGGUGAUUGCGCGAUUGCAGAAGAUCAAUUCCGUUCUGAUCCCGUUGCCGGACUUUCGCAUGCCCGAUGCCACCUUCAUCACCAACUACAUGACCAGUGUGCCGGACAUUAGCGACCUGGCGUCCUAUGGCAUCACGACUCAUGAGAUCAAAGAUACCAUCCUCUGGGUCUGUAAGUUGCCCUGCCUGCCGCUGGGCACCUUGGAACCUGCGUCCUUGAACCUGGUCCUUGGCGUGCUUGAACCGGAUCAAAACGGCACCGAGCUACACCUGAAUGAGUCGGCGAGGGUGGCGAUCCUAGCGGAUCCGGAGAAUCUUGGAGCCACUGCCACGGCCUAUGUGCUGUUGGGCUUGUUGGAGCCCCAUCUCAAUGCAUUUGGACUGGGAUCUUGCACGGUGCUGCGGCCAGGGCAAUCUCCCAGCAGAGGCGUGGCCUCCAUGCUCUUUCUCUGCUCAGAGACUUGCUGGGCCUCUGAGCAGAUCGUCCAGUGGCUCUGCAAGGCCUGUGAGAUGCCGGAGUGCUUCUUGUUGCCGGUCCUCAUCGGAGACCACUUCCAGUUCCCGAACGCGGAGGUCUUCAGUCGCCUCCUCGACCAGCAAGAGCUCACUGAUCCGGAAUUUUAUGAGACCUUUAUCGAAACCGUCUUCCUUGAGGCCGCAGGGACUUUCACUCCAACCCUGGCGGCUGGGUUGGACUUGGAGCUGCAAGCGGCGCGCCUGUGCCACCGGAUCCAAUCCAGGCUGCGGCCCCGCAUCGUUCGGCAAAACAGUGCGCUGGACAACGCAGGAGACCUUCUCAAGGCACAAUUCAAAAGGCAGGGCUCUGUCUUGCAGAGACUGGCCAGCUUUCUGAUGCCCAACAAGCGCGAAGCGGAGUCCAAUGGCCUGCAUGCCUCCUCCUCCGCUGGCUCCUUCUCCUCUGGAAUGUUUGGCAGUGAAGAGGCUCGGCCUAGCAGGCCAGAUCCCGAUGAGGAGACGACAUCUGUCUCCUUCUGA